CUACACCUAUGCUUCAGUAUAUCACGAUUAUGUACGGGCUUAUAAAGAUAAGCAUGGAAAUAAUACUCGUGUUAUGUCUGAAACUACCUUUAUUAGAAUCUGGAAGGCUUUAAUACCAUCGCUUCAAUUUAUGUCUCCAAAAUCUGAUCUGUGUGAAUUAUGUGAAACAAUGAAAAUGGAAAUUCAGCAUGCUACGCAACAUGAAAAAAAAGUAGAACUUACAGAAAAUUAUAUAGCUCAUCUAAACCGCGCACAAAAAGAACGUGAUUAUUAUAAUAAUAAUAUAACAAAUGCGAUUGAAGAUAGUAAACGUAAUCCAAACCUUACUAAAUCUCUUAUAUCAUUUAAAACCUUCGAUGGUUGUGCACAUAUCACAUACGACUGGGCUCAAAAUUUACAAAUCCCAUAUUCACCGCAACAAAUUGGAUCUUUAUUUUUUAAAAGUUCUCGUAAGGCACAUUUGUUUGGUGUUUGUAACACAGGCAACUAUCCUAAUACACAGCAAAUAAAUUAUAUAAUCGACGAGGCUGAAAUGCCUGAUGAUGGUAAACAAGGAAAAGGAGUAAACUGCACUUUAAGUUUGGUGUGGCAUGCGAUCCAAAAAUAUAAUCGUGGGGAAAAAAAGUUAAUCGUUACGUGUGACAAUUGUGUAGGUCAAAAUAAGAAUAAUUACUCAUUAUUCUUUUAUUCGUGGUUAAUUGAUCGUGGUAUGUAUGAGGAAGUUGAAUUAAAUUUUAUGAUACCUGGACACACAAAGUUCAUUUGCGAUGGUUGUUUUGGUCUAAUUAAAAUUCUUUAUCGGAAAAGUAAAGUAAAUACUGUGGAUGAUAUAGUUUCAAUUGUUAAUCGUUCGACCACAAAUAAUUUUAAUGUUGCUCAGCGCUAUUUAGAUGGAGAAG
This is a messenger RNA of Ambispora leptoticha, 899 nucleotides long. NCBI's taxonomy places the organism in Eukaryota, Fungi, Glomeromycota, Glomeromycetes, Archaeosporales, Ambisporaceae. The record is from the annotation of a GenBank genome assembly.